AAAUGCCGUGCCGCGCCCAGCUCCAUUUCUGUCCCUCCCCCCUUUCAUUCCCAGAUCGCCAUCCUUGCUCGCAAGAUCCGCUGAAAACCUAAUCCUAUUUCUCCGAUUCGACCGAAGCAAAGGAAGAGAGGAGAUCAAAAAAUGGCGUGGUAUGACAGGGGAUUGAAGGGGUACUGGAAGCGGAGGGCGUACAGGAGGAUGGACGGCGAAGGUGGCCCCGGAGCACGGAGAGUGAGGAGCAUGGUGGUCCUAGGUGGGGGAAGAAGACGGCGAAUCUGGCGUCUCAGAGUAUCACCUAGGCUCCGCUUCCUGCGGGUUCUCUCACCGAAGCGGUUCAUCGCUCGGAUCCGUGACGCGUACGUUCGCAUGAUGCUGGCGUUCGCCAGCUCCGGCGCAAUCGGCGGAUAUGGAGGUGAUAUGUUCGCGGGCUUCGAAGCGCCGCCCAUGAAGGAGUACGAUGAGCGAAUGAUACUCGAGAUCUAUAAAUCGCUCAUGGUGCGAGGCCAACUUAUUGCUACCUCCGGCGUUGGAGGCGUCCUCCCCUCCGGCGAGCUUGUCGUGCGGCGUUAGGUUUGUUUUGGUUCUCUAUUGCUCUCGCCUUUCUGCUUGUAAUAACUAUGCUGUAUCCAUUCAUGGCUGAAGAAUAAAAAAAUAAAUCUCUUUCGUAA
Messenger RNA from Dendrobium catenatum, 668 nucleotides. RefSeq lists its product as uncharacterized. The transcript has a single exon. The record is from RefSeq and is a predicted model, not a curated record. Bases 142 to 570 code for a protein of 142 amino acids. Lineage: Eukaryota; Viridiplantae; Streptophyta; Magnoliopsida; Asparagales; Orchidaceae.